UUUUUCUCUUUUUGGCUGUGAAUAUUCCAAUCCUUCCUACUUCUAAUUGGUCAAUGUCAUCGCCCGCGUAAGAGAAAUGAAGAUUCUUCCCUCUCUUUGAAGUAUUCAAUUCUCAGAUUAGGAAGACUAGUUACUCUCUAGUUAGUUUAGGGUUUUUAUUUUUAUUUUUCUGAUUCCACCAUCAACCAUGGAUAUCCAGAAGAAGAGGGUGCAGUUACUCGUCUUCGUCGUUGGCAUCAUCGCUCUAAGCAUAACAGCUGAAAAAUGCAGGCAGCUUGUUGGUGAGGAGGGGUCAUCCCAAAGUGGGAAGUUCACAAUCUUAAAUUGCUUUGACAUGGGCUCCGGAACUUUAGCAUGUGCUGUUAAGGAAGGCGUGAAGCUCUAUUUUUACAAUCUUAGAUCUGCUCAUGUUGAAAGAGCAAGGCAACUUGCAAUCGAGUCUUCCCUUGCUGAUGCGGUGUCUCAGGGGAUGUCACCGGCAGACUCUGCAAAACAUGCACAAAAAGAGGGUAAGAAGGCAGCAAAACUGGCCUCUCGUAAAGCCAAACGCAUUAUAGGCCCUGUCAUCUCUUCUGGAUGGGACUUCUUUGAAGCCGUGUACUAUGGUGGUACAGUCACGGAGGGUUUCCUUAGGGGCACUGGUACAUUGUUUGGUGCAUAUGGGGGAGGGUUCCUUGGCGAGGAAAGGCUUGGUAGAUUCGGCUAUCUUGUUGGAAGUCACUUGGGGAGUUGGAUUGGUGGUAGAAUAGGACUCAUGGUAUAUGAUGUGAUCAAUGGAGUGCAGUUCUUGUUGAAUUUUGUUCAAACGGGAGAACUUGAAGUUUCUGAAAAAUCUGGAAAAGCCGAUUCAUUCUUCAAGGAAACUCCCGCUUAUGAUGACAGCUCUGAAAGUUCAAGUGUUUAUGAAUCAUCUCCCAGCGAACAAUCUAACACAUAUGAAUCUGAGUACCAGAGCUAUGAAAAAUAUGAAGAUUCUGAACUCUGAUGAUUUUUUGGGAGCUCUUUUAUAUAUUUAUAAUGGCUCAAACCACGGUUUGAUGAUAUCGAUUUUUUUUCUUCUUCAAUGUAUCUCUUUCAGUAUAGUGUACAAAUAUUGCUAGAACUAGAAGUAUCUUACCAUAUAUCAUAUAUACUCAUUUCAUUGUUGUCACGUGGAGUUAGAAUCAUGUCAUAAACCAUAACAGAAUAAGAGAGAUGUGGAUGUAAUUCUCUGUAAUGGGAUUUCUAGUUAUACCA
Arachis stenosperma is the source of this 1236-nucleotide messenger RNA. RefSeq lists its product as uncharacterized. The transcript is spliced from 2 exons. The record is from RefSeq and is a predicted model, not a curated record. Lineage: Eukaryota; Viridiplantae; Streptophyta; Magnoliopsida; Fabales; Fabaceae. The coding region runs from base 188 to 985 and encodes 265 amino acids.